Molecule: messenger RNA, 969 nt
Organism: Thamnophis elegans (Western terrestrial garter snake)
Lineage: Eukaryota; Metazoa; Chordata; Lepidosauria; Squamata; Natricidae
Gene: TMEM255A
Product: transmembrane protein 255A
Exons: 9
Coding region: 1-969 (322 amino acids)
Source: RefSeq, a predicted model, not a curated record
AUGCGCCACGCCUUGGCUCCGCAGCGCUCCAGUGCCACCCCGCUCUCCACUUCGGCCGGGUCUUUCAAUAGAAGAAAGCGAAAUUCCCUCUAUGUCACCGUGAGUCUCCUCGUCGUCUCGCUCCUCAUUCUCACAGUGGGCCUUGCUGCAACCACACGGACCCAAAACGUGACCGUUGGGGGUUACUACCCAGGAGCUAUUCUGGGCUUUGGAUCAUUUCUUGGCAUUAUCGGAUCCAAUUUGAUCGAAAAUAAAAGACAGAUGCUGGUCGCCUCCAUUGUGUUCAUCAGUUUCGGCGUCAUUGCUGCCUUCUGCUGCGCGAUUGUGGAUGGCGUCUUUGCUGCCAGGCAUAUCGACUUGAGGCCACUUUACGCAGGACGUUGUCACUACUAUGCCAAAAGUCCAACCGAGCCCAAGACGGUUUGCCACCCUCAGCCCCGGAGUUCCUGCGUUCCCAAGAUCAGAACCAACACCUGCUUUUGUUGCGACUUGUACCAUUGCGGGAGGAUGGAGAUUUCCGGCGGUUAUUAUGAAUUCAUCGAUGUCAACAGUUGCCAAGAUAUCGUCCACCUCUACCAUUUGCUGUGGUCGGCAACGGUGUUAAAUAUCUUGGGUUUGGUUCUAGGCAUCAUCACGGCAGCCGUCCUGGGUGGCUUUAAAGAUAUGAUUCCUGCUAAUCCCACUCUUACCUGUACGGUCGAAAACACCCGGCCCGCUGUGACCUUUUACUCACGACCCCAGGUGACCUCGUACAACACCUAUCACAGCACGCCUCACCUGCCACCGUAUUCAGCGUACGACUUCCAGCAUUCCAGCCUCUUUGCAACCUCCAGCCCAUCCGGCCUGCCAGAGGAUCCGCUCUCGUUACCACCCUCGCCGAGUUUGGUCUGGUCCCCAACUGUGGCUCCACCUCGUUACUCCCCACCGUAUUUUCCACCUUCCGAAAAGCCGCCGCCUUAUUCGCCGUGA